AUGGCUCCAUCAGCGGCACCACUACCGUCAGCAGCAGCAGUGGAGCAGCACCACGAGAGCUUUCGGCGAUGCGUGGACGAUUGGGAUUCUCGCGUGUCGGUGUUGACGCACCAGGUCUUACAUCGGUUGCUGCCACGCCUGCUCCUAUUUGGGAAAUCUCCCACCGUCAACCCCCACUCCAGUGCUACUCCCGAGUCCUCUUCCUCCAACGCAGCAUCCUCUGUUGUGGGGGGAACGAUAGCUGAUCAGCACGAGGAUGGGGAUGCGGGUGAAGCUGGGGAUAGUGAUGCAGAGGAUAGGGGGGAUAGGGAGGAGCGGGAGGGCAGGGAUGGAGACGGUGGAUCAGAGGAGAGUCAAGAAGAGAGAGAUGAUAGUAGAGGGUUAGGAGGACCAGCUGAGGCGAGAGGUGAGGGCGGUACAAGCAAGAGUGGCAGACCUCAAGGUGAUGACAGCGAGGCGGGGCGGGAUAGAUCCGAGGAGGAUUCGAAAAAAUGCGAGGAAAGUGAUUCAGUGGAGGAGGCUGAAGAGGCGGGCUGGGAGGGCGGGAGUGCAGUGGAAGAGGGAAGGGAGGGAACGGGAGGGGUGGAAGGGGAGGAGCAGCAGCAGGUGGCGCGUGUGUUGGUGGAGCUGCAGGCGCUGGUGCUGGUGGGGAAGGACCUCACAGCUACAAUGGAGGAGCUUCUAGUGCUGCUCGUGACGCUGGUUGGAGGGGAGGAUGGGAGGGGCGCAGGGUGGUGGGAUGGAGGGCUGGGAGAGGGGGAGGCAGAUGAGGGGCUUCAGGAGCUUCUCCGUUCUGACUGGUUCAAAUCGACAGAGUAUUUCACAGUAAGUGUGUUAAUGGAGCUGCAGGCGCUGGUGCUGGUGGGAAAGGACCUCACUGCCACUAUGGAGGAGCUUGUUGUGCUGCUCGUGGGGCUAGUUGGAGGGAAGGAUGGGAGGGGCGCAGGGUGGGAUGGAGGAUUGGCAGGCGGAUUGGGAGAGGAGGAGGCGGAUGAGGGGCUUCAGGAGCUUCUUCGUUCUGAUUGGUCCUUCACACCAGCACUAGACGCGCUUGCAGCGGGGGCGGCUGUGCUCUUGGUGAUCGACUCGGCACUUGCUGCCAACCCUGCUGUUGCCCGGGGGAUUGCUGCGUACAACAGAAUGCUUCAGGCAGUGCGUUGUAACAUGGAGGCAUACUCCUCGGUGCACAGCGGUGCAAAGCGGUACCAGAAACAAAGAGGGAGAAGCAGCAGAGGUCAACUCGAAGAGUUCGAGCUGUCUCUGGCGGAGCUUCAGGGGCUGCUGAUGAUGCUGGAAACAGCAAUAGGGCCGCAAGGCCAGGAGGGAACAUUUUUCCAGAGCUGGAAGGAGAGUGUAGCCUGGGCAGUGGGUCCUGAGGCACCUCCCCUCGCUGCUGCAGCUAAGGCUGGGAAAGGAGGAAAGGGGGGCAGGGCAAAGGCAAGUGGGGGGCGGCAGGUGCUGAGCGGGCGGGCGCUGUGGCGGCAGCAGCAGAAGUGGCUGCUGCCGCUGGUGACUCACUUGAACGCCUCUGCUUAUUCUGCUCUCCAUGCCAUCGGCAGCCACUCCGAGCAGCACAACACCCGUCGCCACUUAGCCGGAUGCAUCGCUCUCUUCCUCUCCCUCGCACCCAUAGCAGGUGAGGGGAAGGGUGGGGGGAAGGCGGGAGCAAAAGGGGCAGGCGGAAAGGGGGGGGUGAAAGCAGUGAAAGGGAGUGCAGAGAAGAGGGGGAACGGGGGAGAGAGUGCGCGUGGAGUGAGGGAGGUGUGUGAGGAUGUAUUGAGAGGAGCAUUGGAUCGGGCUAAUGAAGACCUUCCAAGGCUCGCAUCAGCCUUCCCUCCCCUAGCUGCCUCUCUCUCCGCAGCUCUCAGGCUCCCCCUCAGGCUGUCUUUGCAGUGCGAUUCCCUGGAGGAGGCGGUGGGGAGUCAAGUGAAGCUGGUGGAGCAGACUCUUGCCGUCACGUGCAGCGCGAGGCAUCAGGUCCAGACUCUGCUUGAACUGCACGCCAGCCUGCGGGUGUCUCUCAAGAGGCGUCAGAUUGUGCUCGUGGCUGCAGUGCUGCAAGCAAUCAAGCAAGUGGAGUCGGCUCUGGCAGCGUGCCUCCCCUCGCUCUCCCUCCACCUGCCUCUGUACCAGCAGCACCUGCUGCGACAGCUCAACGCAGCCUUGCUGCCUCUUCAGGUGCUUUCAGGCUCUUCUCAGGUGUUUUUCCCAGCACCUCCUCUUUCCGCUUGCAGUAACCCCUCCUUCACCCCCUGUACAAGCACAUCUAUCCUUUUCCCCACCGUUCACUCGUGUCAAAAGUUCGUGAAGGCUUAUCCUUCGGGCCUCAAUCUUUCCCCUUCUCUCCCCCCCACAUUCCUCCAACAACAACCCCCUCCUCUCCCCUCUUCUCUUCCGCCCCCUGCUUUCUGCCAAUCCCACUAA
Molecule: messenger RNA, 2424 nt
Organism: Closterium sp. NIES-65
Lineage: Eukaryota; Viridiplantae; Streptophyta; Zygnematophyceae; Desmidiales; Closteriaceae
Source: the annotation of a GenBank genome assembly